UUAAACUUUUCGCGUCAUACGUUGUUAACGUUGUCUAGCGGUAUAUUCGCUCGUAGAAUUUGAGUUCCUCAGUGUUUUGCUAUACUUCAAAACGUUUCUAACUCUAUUUACUUCGAAAAUGGCUUCAAAAGUGCCUAAAGUAGCCUUUAACAAUGGAUUUGAAUGUCCAAUACUUGGCAUCGGUACAUGGAAGUCAAAACCCGGCGAGGUGACGCAAGCAGUGAAAGACGCCAUCGACAUCGGCUACCGACACAUUGACUGCGCAUUCGUCUAUGGCAACGAGCCGGAAGUCGGCGCUGCGCUCAGCGCCAAACUCAAGGAUGGAACUGUCAAAAGAGAGGACCUCUUCAUCACCUCCAAGCUGUGGAACACGUUCCACCGGCCGGACCUGGUGCGUGGCGCUCUGCUCCAGACCUUGAAGAACCUCGGACUCAAGUACUUGGACCUGUACCUGAUCCACUGGCCUCAGGGGUACAAAGAAGACGGGGAACUGUUCCCCGCGGACGCCGCCGGCAAGAUCCAGUUUUCCGAAGUGGACUAUGUUGACACGUGGAAGGCGAUGGAGCCCCUCGUCGCCGAGGGCCUGGUGCGCUCGCUCGGGCUUUCCAAUUUCAACUCGAAGCAGAUAACUCGAGUGCUGGAGGUUGCCAAAGUCAAGCCGGUGGUCAAUCAGGUCGAAUGCCACCCGUAUCUCAAUCAGCAGCGCCUAAAAGACUUCUGCGAGGCCAGAGGCAUCAGACUGACGGCCUACUCGCCCCUAGGGUCCCCGGACAGACCCUGGGCCAAGCCCGGAGAGCCCCUGCUCAUGGAGGACCCCAAGCUGAAGGCUAUCGCUGACAGACUUGGCAAGACCCCUGCACAAGUGCUCAUCAGAUACCAGAUCGACCGCGGAGUAAUUGUGAUCCCGAAGUCCGUGACGAAGUCCAGGAUCGCGUCCAAUUUCGACGUGUUCGACUUCAAACUGUCCAAGGAGGACCUGGACUUGAUCAACUCUUUCAACGUGGACGGACGAUUCGUCCCCAUGACCGCAUCUCUCGGCCACAAGUAUCAUCCUUUUGAAAACGACGAGUUCUGAACUAUCUAUAAAUGGUCCUCUUAUGUUUAUAUGUAUAUUCAGUUAAUGCGUGCACAUUUUAUCUUAUAAUACAUUGUUAUAAAUAA
Molecule: messenger RNA, 1161 nt
Organism: Cydia strobilella
Lineage: Eukaryota; Metazoa; Arthropoda; Insecta; Lepidoptera; Tortricidae
Product: aldo-keto reductase family 1 member B1-like
Exons: 7
Coding region: 119-1075 (318 amino acids)
Cellular component (GO): cytosol
Molecular function (GO): aldose reductase (NADPH) activity
Source: RefSeq, a predicted model, not a curated record